Cygnus atratus (black swan) is the source of this 5398-nucleotide messenger RNA. RefSeq names its product phosphatidylserine decarboxylase (gene PISD). Gene Ontology annotation, cellular component: mitochondrion. Gene Ontology annotation, biological process: phosphatidylethanolamine biosynthetic process. The coding region runs from base 1742 to 2866 and encodes 374 amino acids. The transcript has 8 exons. Gene Ontology annotation, molecular function: phosphatidylserine decarboxylase activity. The record is from RefSeq and is a predicted model, not a curated record. Lineage: Eukaryota; Metazoa; Chordata; Aves; Anseriformes; Anatidae.
GCAGAGAAUUUCAGAAACGGGUAAAGAUGGGUAAAGCAGAGCAGGGUGCAUCUCGUUACCCAGCACCUCCACGGAGCACGGCACGCUUGGCCAACUUGUCCCCAGCCAAGCUGGAAGAAGUGAGCGCACUACUCAAAAAUCACGUGGCUGUGGCGAGCUCGAAGCCUGCUCCUGGGCUCCCCCCGGCAGCAGGAAAGCAGGCAGCUGUGUCACAGGCACAGAGUUCAGCAGCUCCCGGCUGGGUGUGCAGCACCUUGCACUCCUCUCUCUGGGCUGACUCCGGAGAAGCGGCUGGGAGCUGUGUCUGAAAUUAGACUGCUGGGGAAGGAGUGGAACCGUUAACAAACCGUGCUGUGUCACUGCGUACCUCUCCCUUGACAGCAAGACCUUGUUUUUGCUGGCAGUUAGGCAGAAUGCAGCGCUGGGAGUGGCUUUGCAGCAAACUUGGUGGGAUGUCCACAGUGCAUUUUUUAAAUGGCAAUUCUGUUACCAAAUGUAGAAAGUGUGACCAGAGGGCUCGAGCCCUCCGACGGGUACAUUCCAAGCCUAAUGAUUCAUGCUUAGGAUUUAAAACUGAGACCGCAGGUUUGAAGUACAGUUGUAUAUUAGUCUUCCUUGCAACUGCCUUUGCUUGCUGUUUAUAAAAACUUGAGGGUAAGGCUUGAGGCAGUAAUGAGAAGACAAGUAAUUAAACGGGGUCACUAGAUUUGAUGCUUAUUUGAGCUGACAGAGCAGAAUGGUGUUGCAUAGCUGGCAGAUUAGCAGUUCACUAUUAGAUAAUAAUUCUCCAGGGAUUUGUACCUCAUGGUCACCGCUUCUUUUAUUUACUUAAGAUGCAUUCUGGAUAAGUUUAGGCAGGUGAGAGAGUUUGGCACAGAUGUCCAGGCUCCUAGAAACCAGCAAUCCUAAGAUUCUUUUCCAAGCUAGUAACACAGGUUUUGUGGCAUUGCCUGGAUCUCACGAAGUCCAGCCGUUUUGAAGCUACUAUGCGAGUUCCUCCACCAGUUCUUGUUCCUUUCCCCAUGGAAAACAGCUAAACUCAGGGUGGAUUUUUCAUUUCAGCCUCCUCACACCGGAGGAAUAUUAAUUGCUGCUGAGGCAGCCACAGUAAGAAUGGCAACUUGCCAUGUAAGUCAGCAGUUAAGCAGGACUCACAGAUUUGCAUUUUGGUGCGUGUAAUGAGGUCAGUAGAACAGAACGUAAGAGAAACAUAAGUUGUCAUACUCAUCUGAACUGAGUUUUUUGAAUAAGUGGAUGAAAAAAACUUAUAAUGCCAAUAUUUGCCCCGUCCUGGAGAGGAAUCUCUUGAACCACACUGUUUUGGGUUUUUUUGAUUUGAACUGAAGGGUGCUAGUCCCCAUUGCAUUGGGCAGGAGAACAUUUCAAUGUCCGUUCAUUUUUAGGGAGCAGAAGAGAUACAUAACUUGUUCCACGUUUUCACAGAAUCAGGCUUGCUCAAUCUAGAAUAUAAUUCCUUGAAAGCAUUUGGGAGGAUGAAACUGAACUUCUGUUGAAAGAGGUCAUGGAUUUACCUCCCUAAUCCUUGAGAGAAAGGUAUACAAUGUAGCUGCAAGCCUCGUAGCAGAGAUUCAAGUGGGAAACAGAGGGGGAAUCCAGAGACAGACCAGCGGGGGAAUUAAAAACUGUGACGUCGUGUCCUCCCUCCUGUGCCGGAGCAAGCAAAGAAAGGAGAGGUAGAGGAAAAAAAGACUGAGCCUUGCAACCAACCAUCACCUUGGCGAUGUGUCAGUCAAACACCCUGCAGGGACCAGAUCUGCAUACAGGGAAAUGGUUGCAAUUUCCCCAGCUGGCCCUGAGGCGAAGGUUGGGCCAGCUAAGCUGUAUGUCUAGGCCUGCUCUGAAACUCCGUUCUUGGCCUCUGACUAUUCUCUAUUACCUUCUGCCUUUCGGUGCUCUUAAGCCCUUGACCAGAGUGGGAUGGAGGCCUGUGAGCAGGGUUGCUCUGUACAAAUCGGUACCAACUCGACUGCUCUCACGAGCAUGGGGUCGCCUGAACCAGGUGGAGCUGCCUACAUGGCUUCGGAAGCCUGUUUACAGCCUGUACAUUUGGACAUUUGGAGUAAACAUGAAGGAGGCAGCUGUUGAAGAUCUGCAUCACUAUAGAAACCUCAGUGAAUUCUUUCGCAGGAAGCUGAAACCACAAGCACGGCCAGUCUGCUGUUUGCACAGUGUGAUUAGUCCCUCUGACGGAAAGAUCCUUAACUUUGGACAAGUAAAGAACUGUGAAGUGGAGCAAGUAAAAGGGGUUACUUAUUCCCUGGAAUCUUUCUUGGGACCUCGCAUCAGCACAGAGGACUUGCAUUUUAGUGAGGCCUCACCUGGUAACUCCUUUCAGCAACAGCUAGUCACAAAGGAGGGGAAUGAGCUCUAUCAUUGUGUAAUCUACCUUGCACCAGGGGACUACCACUGCUUCCACUCGCCCACUGACUGGAGAGUGUCACACCGACGUCAUUUUCCAGGCUCUCUGAUGUCUGUGAAUCCUGGAGUUGCUCGCUGGAUCAAGGAACUGUUCUGCCACAAUGAACGGGUUGUCCUUACAGGUGACUGGAAACAUGGCUUUUUCUCUUUAACGGCUGUAGGAGCAACAAAUGUGGGCUCUAUCCGCAUCUACUUUGACCAGGACCUGCAUACCAACAGUCCCUGUUACUCAAAAGGUUCCUACAAUGACUUCAGCUUCGUAUCCAACAACAACAAGGAGGGAAUACCCAUGAGGAAAGGAGAACAUUUAGGGGAAUUUAAUCUAGGCUCUACUAUUGUACUCAUCUUUGAGGCACCUAAGGACUUCAAAUUCCACCUCAAAGCUGGACAGAAAAUCCGCUUUGGAGAAGCCCUGGGCUCUCUAUAGAAACUCACGCAGCAAGAAGGUUUUAUAUACAAGGGGACUUUUAUCACAUCACAGCAAGUUUCACUUAACAAGCGUAUAUCACUCAGCAGGACCUGGGUGAGGAAAAUGGAAGAUGUCAUUGCUAUGUUCAACUUUGAGAGUAUUUGGCCUAUAUUUACAUAUUGCUGCUGAAUGCAGAAAGAGAAUUGAAUGAACGUGUAUGUAUCAGGUACAGCUGCCUUUAAAGAUGUUGACUAUGGAGGUUUCUGUCCUACCCUGUGCCUGUAGUCUUUGAUGUUCUCCCCCUCAAUGUGCCACAGGAUAUCUAUGUUCACAGAGCUUAAAAAUCCCUUUUAAUCCCUAGACCAUGCAGGUGCAAGGGGGAAGGGUGGAAAUAGAGAUUAGGUUUAUUUAAAGGGACAUUAAGAAGUUGAGUCAGACCUUGUACCUUUGAUCUGCUGUAUUUCUUUUUCAGACCUUGAGUAACAAAUGUAUUCUCGUCUUUAUUCUAAAACACUUCUCUGAAGUCCUUGUAUAAAAUACCUGGAGAGCCAUGAACUAGUCCAGUUAAAUGGACUAUUAUGGCUUCACAGUCCAAACUAAGCAAAAUGCACAGACCGCAUGAGUAAAGUAAGUUACACAUCCAAUUUAUUUCCUAAUGUUAGACAACUUUAAUUCUUUUACCUAACAAUGUCCCUUGAAAAAUGGACUUUGCACUGUAUUUUAAACCUGGAACCACUGUGUCUACAUUCCAUACAAUGAAACUGGUCAUCGUGGAUUUUUUUUUUAAUACUAGCAGACAGAUCCAUAUGUCCAAUUCCUAAUCCAUGCUUUUAUUUUGCAAUUCCAGGCCUUAAAGAUCUUGUUUGUAUUUAAGAGAGAGUUCACCUCCUGAAUUAAGGGUUGGAAGACAAAGAGAAUGUUUCUCAUGUGAUGCUAUGUAUCUUCAGUGUUGCUUUGUCAUUGUUAUUGAAGAAUAGUUCCUCUAUUUACAGGGCAGUUUCAGAUACUUCAGGACCAAUUUUUAUCACGUGCAGUGCAAUGCCAUAUGUACUGACAGUACAUUAAAACAACAGCUCUUGGAAGCAAUCCCAGGUUGCCUCCCAGGUGCCAACUUGGCCAUCCUGUAAUGCACUGGCACCUAUUUUGUCUUAUCUAAAAUAUAAAAAGCCACACCUGCUCUGACUUCUGCCCUCAGACUAAUUUUGCUAGGAAUGUUCUGGGGCCUGAAAGCUUUAUGCUGGAGUUUCAUCCUACAGCAAAACCUCAGAGCCUCAUUGCAAUUUAACGUCAAGAAGAGUUAACAAAACACCUUGGAUCUCUUGAGCAUGGCACCAAAAGCCCUGACACUGGUGCCAAAGUAAAGAAGAAGAACUCUGUUUUAAAGCAAUGUAACAAUUAUUUUUAGAAAAUAAACUGUUUCAAGUCCAGCCGCUCAAACAUUUUGAGUUGAAGUUGCUGUCCAGCACUUGUGGGAGUGGACAUGCUUAUGAAACUUGCCUUUCUGAUCUCUGAAAGAUUUCUCAUACUACUUCCUUGCUUGAGCCUUGGGUGUUUUUUCUGCUACUUCAAGGAGAUGAUAGACUUUGAUCUGCUGUGACUUCUUUAAGAAAAACUUACCUUCUUUAUAUGCACUGCAGAAAAUAGAAUAUAAUUUUAUUGUACAAAUGUCCAGUUUGCCAAGUCCUGUAUGCUUAGCUUGUCAUCAGGAAUGAAAGGAUGAUGAACUGUAUGUAGCAAUGUAGUCCAGCCAUGACUCUUAAGAUGAUGGUGGCUGUUCAGGUGACAAGCAGGAGAAAAUUCAUUUGGCUCUGAGAGUCAAUGUUUCCUCACUUUACAUGGGGAGGAGUUUGAAAGCUUGAAGUGGCUGUUCGCCACCUAUCUUGUUAAACUUCUUGGCAGUAGCAAGUUUACUCCUGCAGCAGUAUAUUACCACAUAUAGGUAUCUAGAAAUGUGCACUUUUAAACCACUGAGAGUAAGAAAUACUAAGGCAAAUAUCAGCCACAGAGGAUUGAACUGUGACUAGCCUCAACUUCAAAGACAUGUUUAUAGCAGACAACAACUUUAGUUCCAGUGGAUGAGAGACGAGAUAACAAUCUCUUCUCCCUUCUCCACUGGGGCCCGUGGCAUCCCGAUGUAGCCAAAGCAACUUUAAGCUUUAAUUUCUUGCUACUCCACAUCAUCAUCUGCAGGAUCUGAAGGUUACUGUUAUUCAGUAAUGGAGGAUGUAUUAAAGCAAACAUCUGGUAACCUAAGUCUAAGAAGUGGGAGAGGAUUCAGCAAUGCAAGUAACUGGUUUUGCGAAGGUCUUAAUACUGUGCAGAGCUAGCUGAUUAACGAACAUUACUUGUGCAGUGGUCAGCAAUUACUCUGAAACUGGAAGCAAAGUUCAUAGAGGGUACUGAUAAUGCUGUGAAUUUCUCCUGCAUGGAGAAUCCAUUGAAUUCUUCAACUGUAUCAGUAGCACGGUAUUUUUGUAUGUCAAAGUGUAUGACUUAAUGACAUUAACUCAUUUAAUUGCAAACAUUUUGAAAUAAAGAGUCUUAUCUGUG